AUGGCCUCGAGCCCACCUAUGAAGGAGAUUCGUCCAAUCCCAUUUCUUCACCCGACACAAGCAAUCUAUAGCGGUCUUCCUCAAGCCGAAUCAGCGUUCACGUGUCCCGCCGACAAGAAACCGCUGCCCGGACAUGUGCAGUACAAAUGGACCAGCCGAGAUAAUCGCAAGGGAAGACACACCCUCGUCGUGCCACGAGCCUCUCCCCACAACGUCGCAACCCCACCACCGACAACGACAUUCAAAGCCACGCUUCACGGCCUCUGGCGAAUGCUGACCUACUACCCCUACUGGGACAUCUCCUACCUAGUCGCCGUUUUCUUCACACUCGGGAGUCUCGUUUGGGUCUUGAACUCCUUCUUUGUAUUCCUCCCUCUGGCAAAUCCUCGCAGCAAUUUUCCUGGCGAGGUUCUCUACGGCGGUGGCAUCACGGCCUUCAUCGGAGUCAUCAUUUUCGAGAUUGGAGGCGCCCUGGCAGUUUUGGAGGCUGUCAACGAGAAUCGAGAACGUUGCUUCGGCUGGGCGGUCGCGAGGCUGUACGCAGGGCGGAAGAGUGUCGACGGCGAGAACGAUGACGACGACGACGCUGUGAAGAUCUUGCCUCUCCUCGAUCCAAAACCAAUGCACACCUAUUCCUGGCACCCAGUCAUCCCGUCCCGGCGACGCCGAAAGCGCUGGGUCUGGUGGCCCUCUCCCGAAGCUCUCAGAAUGCACCAUUCCCGCUCCAUUGGUUUCCUCGCCAGCCUGAUCCUCUUCGUCUCCGCCACCAUCUUCUUCAUCUCCGGCUUCACCUCUCUACCCGGCAUAAUCAACACCAUGAACCGCACCCAAACAUGCAUACUCUAUUGGGUACCGCAACUCAUUGGUGGCGUGGGCUUCGUCGUCUCAGGAUGGAUGUUCAUGAUCGAGACACAGCAGCAUUGGUGGAAGCCUGCUGUCGAUGUCCUCGGGUGGCACGUUGGAUUUUGGAACUUCGUGGGAGGAAUCGGGUUCUUGCUGUGUCCUUGUUUUGGGUUUGAUAGUCAACCUUGGGCGCAGUAUCAGGCUUGUUUGGCGACGCUCUGGGGGAGUUGGGCGUUUUUGAUUGGGAGUGUGGUGCAGUGGUAUGAAUGUUUGGAGAAGAAUCCGGUGGUGGUGGCGAGGAGGUGA
Messenger RNA from Zymoseptoria tritici IPO323, 1149 nucleotides. RefSeq lists its product as uncharacterized. Lineage: Eukaryota; Fungi; Ascomycota; Dothideomycetes; Mycosphaerellales; Mycosphaerellaceae. The transcript has 4 exons. Bases 1 to 1149 code for a protein of 382 amino acids. The record is from RefSeq and is a predicted model, not a curated record.